Messenger RNA from Orbicella faveolata, 920 nucleotides. Its product is annotated as barH-like 1 homeobox protein. Gene Ontology annotation, molecular function: RNA polymerase II cis-regulatory region sequence-specific DNA binding; DNA-binding transcription factor activity, RNA polymerase II-specific. The record is from RefSeq and is a predicted model, not a curated record. Lineage: Eukaryota; Metazoa; Cnidaria; Anthozoa; Scleractinia; Merulinidae. Gene Ontology annotation, biological process: cell differentiation; regulation of transcription by RNA polymerase II. Gene Ontology annotation, cellular component: nucleus.
AUGGAAGCAAAUUCUAGUGCUUUUAAGAAUCCUUUGCCACUUGCUAUUGACCCAAUGAAGUUCAGUGAAGAAUCAACAAAGAGAAAGACGUCGUUUAUGGUUGAUGAUCUGGUUCGAGAUCCAAACAUUUUGAUGAGCGCGGCGUCACGGAGUCUACCUGAUUCAAGUUUUCGAGAUAGAGUGCAACAGACGAUAAACGAAGCUACCUUGAGUAAACCAGUUGCAGAUGGCGAAGAAUCAAGUCCUGCUCAUGUACGAUCCAGCAAGUGCCGUUCGUCUUUCUCCGUGGAGCAGGUUUUACAAUUGGAGCGAGUGUUUGAACGACAGAAAUAUCUUGGCUCCAGAGACAGACAAAGACUUGCAGAGGAGCUACAGAUGACAGAAACACAGGUAAAGACUUGGUUUCAAAACAGACGAAUGAAAAUGAAGAGAAAGCAGUCUGAGGCCACUGAGCGCAGAGCCAAACUAUCUUUCCUCAACAGCCUUGCCUACAACAUGCAGCCGAGCUGUCAUGGUUACCAGCCAUACUACCCAACCCAGUGUCCGCCCGCAGGAACACCUCGUCUUCUCUAUCCAGGCCUCGCUCCUCCCGAGUGCUCGUGGCCGCAUCAGUCCCCAAUGAAUUUUUCGCCCACUCAGCCUGCUCUGAGUUACUUUCCUCCACCGCCACCUUGGGAGUGCCUUCCAGAACACAUGAUCGACAGAUGCGCUUCUUUACUAAACGGUCGCGUGGAUUCAGAGGAAACCACGCGACUAUCGCAUUUCACCUAAGCUUGAACGCAAUAAUCGAGAAUUUCUUUAAUGUGUAAUUAGUUCGUAAAACCCUUUUUGAAAGUCAAAUUUGCUUCCCCCACCCCUUACCUAAUGCCGACAGAUCAGAUAAUGUUAUGAUUGGCGUGGAUGUUAGUUAGAGACAUUCA